GUUGUUUUUUGGGCCAUUACAGGGUUAAAUUAAGUUUUUGUUUCUAUCUAUUGACAGAACUGAGAACGUGACACUGACAGUUUUAAAAAUUUUGCCUUGGUUGGUGUCAAAUUUUUAAUCAAUCCAAUCAAAACAUUGGUUUGUGUUGUGUAUCAUUGAAAUGAUUUGUGAGAGCAUUCAAAUAAAUGGAGCUUUGACUAUGGAUAUAAAUAGAAUAGCCCUUGUUCAGACUAGCAGUUACUAAAUAAAUAUAUGAUUAAUGAUUGUAAGUGUGCUAUUUCAGCGAGAUUGUGUUAGAACAAGAAUGUAAAUACUUUCCGGUACUGGAGUAUUAAAAAUGUACGUGUCUUUUAUACGAAGAUAUAAAAGUAUGAUUUUAGCCGGUAUAUUCUGCUUUUAUUUUGGUUGUGGUAUAACAUUAAGUUUGUUACGCCUCGAAUGUGCCGAUGCCCUUGCUGCUAAAGAUGUGAGUGAUGCUCAAAAGUCUCUGGAUAAGAUUGAAUAUGCUGUACUGAUUUUAAGUGGGCCAGACAAUGAACCUAAGAGAGAUGCAAUAAGAGCCACAUGGAUGAAAUUGUCCAAUAAUAUAUUUGUAGAGAAUGGAGAAAAACUUUACAAAUGGAAUCACACUUGGAUUGAACAACAUUACAGAAAUGAAUUCAUCAAAUUCUAUUUUGUAAUUGGCACCCAAGGUCUGUCUGAAACAAAAUUAACAAGGCUAAACACUGAAAAUAAUAGGAGUAAUGACCUCUUAUUACUAGACAGCUUUGAAGAUAGUUAUAAGAAUCUGGCUGUAAAAAUGUUACAUUCAUUGAAAUGGUUGAGCACCAAUCUGAGUAGGUUAAAAUACCUAAUAAAAUGUGAUGACGAUUCAUUUGUGAGAGUUGAUUUGAUAAUAAAGGAUCUGGAAGCAUAUGCACCUGAGAUGAAUGCUCAUGAACUGAGUGAAUAUGUUACUUACAAGAAGGAUCUCCCCUCAUAUAAAGGUCUGUAUUGGGGCUACUUUGAUGGCAGAGCUCAUGUGUACUUGAAUGGCAAAUGGCAAGAAAAGGACUGGUUCCUGUGUGACAACUACUUACCUUACGCACUGGGCGGUGGCUACGUUAUAUCUCGUAGCAUUGUUGACUAUAUUGGGAAAAAUGCUGACAUUUUGGGCCACUACAAAUCCGAGGAUGUGUCUAUGGGAGUGUGGACAGCCUCUCUGGAUGGCAUGAACAGAGUACAUGACAUAAGGUUUGACACAGAGUGGAAGUCCCGAGGCUGCUCUACCCAAAUGCUGGUCAGACACAAACAACUGCCUGCUGACAUGUUUCAACUGUACAAGACAUUAGUACACUCACAUGGCCUAAAACUUUGUAAGACUGAAAAUAUCUUAAGAAAAUCAUAUUUUUAUAAGUGGGAUGUUUUGCCAAGUAUGUGCUGUAAGUAAUAAGUGAUUGGUUCUAGAAUAUGCUAGAUCAUUCUAGUUUUGGUUGUGUAGUAUUUAGUUUUAUCAAGUCAUAAUUCCAUUAUGGGCACGGUCCCAAUAGUGUUCAACUCUUAUAGGAUAAUAAUUUUCAGUAUUUCAUAUGUUGUGGAAUGUUAGUUAUGUAGUACACAAGCAAAAAUGUGUGAAAUUAUUUUUAGUACUUGCAGCUUCAUAGGUGAAACCUUUUGAAAAUAUCUAUAACUAAACAUUAUGAACAGUGUGAACAAUCUAGUACCUUACAUAUUCCAUUUUGGUAUAAAUGUUUCUAGUCAAUUGUGCAUUAUACCUUGAUACCAAUAAAACACAAUAUUUUCGAACAUUACGAGAAA
Helicoverpa zea (corn earworm) is the source of this 1797-nucleotide messenger RNA. It is a transcript of the gene beta3GalTII, whose product is annotated as beta-1,3-galactosyltransferase 6. Lineage: Eukaryota; Metazoa; Arthropoda; Insecta; Lepidoptera; Noctuidae. Gene Ontology annotation, biological process: glycosaminoglycan biosynthetic process. The transcript has 3 exons. Gene Ontology annotation, molecular function: UDP-galactosyltransferase activity. The record is from RefSeq and is a predicted model, not a curated record. Gene Ontology annotation, cellular component: membrane. The coding region runs from base 338 to 1429 and encodes 363 amino acids.